Molecule: messenger RNA, 3737 nt
Organism: Schistosoma turkestanicum
Lineage: Eukaryota; Metazoa; Platyhelminthes; Trematoda; Strigeidida; Schistosomatidae
Source: the annotation of a GenBank genome assembly
UACAGGAGUGUUUCUAUUGGACGCGAUUAGGACAGCCACCGGCGAAAUAAUUCUACAGUCUGGUAUUUGCUCUUCUUGCGUGAAUUAUACUUGGAAAUAUCCAUCGGAACGCAUAUAAUUUGGAUCUAUUUGGAUUAUUAAGAAUUACAAGGAAACAUUUGGAAUUUUAAUCGUUUAUCGUAAUUCUGAACUGAAUUUUGGAAUUAUUCUAUUUUGUAUCUGUUACCUUUCGUAUUGAAUCCCAUUUAUAAUGUCAAGCAGGAAGAAGGCAAACAGGAGGACGGUGGAAGAGCUCGACGGAUCACAGGGCUCUAGGCAAGUCGUUAACGAUAACCUUUUUAUGGGUAACCCACAUGUUAUGUCUGAUAUUUAUUAUUGUAAGUCAUCGAUAGAGGGUUUAGAAUUACCUAAGGUUGAACUCUCAUAUUUUGAUGGAAGGUCUCGCGACUAUUUUAAGUUCAUACGACAGAUAGAAUCGUUUAUAGAACCUCGAAUCAAGGAUGAUCAAGUGCGUUUAUUGUAUUUAAUUCAUUAUUGUAAGGGAAAAGCAAAAAAUGCGAUUGAAGGUUGUAUUAUUAUGGAUCCUCAAUCAGGAUAUAAGAGAGCUAAGGCCAUUCUAAAACAGCUCUUUGGACAGACGCAUGUAAUAGCGCGAGAAACCUUAGAGGACUUAUUUAGAACUGGGAAUGUAGAAUUUAAUGAUCCUGAAUCAUUGACGAACUUGGCCAUUAAAAUGCAGAAUGCUUCUUUAACUUUAGAACAGCUAAAUUGUACAGCUGAACUUAACUCUAUGGCUACUUUAGAACGAAUAGUAAGGCUCUUACCUCGUCGAAUGCAAGCCCAGUGGGCAGAGCUAGUAUUCAAGUGGGACGAAGAGGAGAGAGAGCCCAAUUUUAACGAAUUGACGGAAUUUAUUAUGUCUCGUGCUAAGAUAGCUAGUAGUAGGUUUGGAAGAUUAGCUUAUCAGGCUAAAACAGGAAAUAAUACGGAAGCUACUAGUGGUCUGCGUGCGAGACAUUCGGAUUCUUCGUUUCUACCUAAAGCACGCUCGGAAGAUAAGAGAUUUGUCAAUUAUAUCACGAAAGCAUACGCUGAUGAAGGACGAGUAUGUGACCGUAACGAUGUAAAGCCUCUUGAUGCGUGUCCUAGUAAGAAGCCGGUUGGUGUAACAGAUAAGAUGGCUUUUCUAAGUGUAGAAAAGAAAGAAAAAGGCGAAAAGUGCAGGCAUCAAGAUGGAUCCGAAGUGUGUGAUGUUAAAAGCCUCUUAGCUGCUCGAAAAGCCUGGAACGGUAAUUUGGAUUCGAAUAAUCAGAGGUUAAUGAGUUCAGCAAAUAUGAACAAAGCCCAGGCAGGAUUGACUGAACGGAAUAAAGCUUAUUUUCGGAACCCUUCAGUUAGGGUAAAUUAUAUAACUGGACCUAGAGUAGAUUCUAGGAUAAGUGAUGGUGGUACAGUAACGGCUAAGAAGCCUAGGAGACAUGAUGCUACUAUUACUAAGAAGCCUGAACCUCAUGCUCUUUCGGAUGCUACGACUAGCUAUGGAAAUAGUAGCCAUCAGAACCUUAGUAGUGACAGUGAUAAUAAGGAUAUAGAAAGUGUCAGAAGUCCACUUAUAGGGACUAGUUUAUCAACUUCAUCGAAUGAGCCUCCUAGUGUUUCGACGCCAUUGGACCUCGUCACGAAGGUUAAGUUGAUUGAAGAUGCACAAGGUUGUGCAGCUGUAACUGUUCCUAUUACGGUUGACUGUCAGUCGAGUGAUGAUGAGAAGAAAGUGUUUGAUGGUAACAGCCAGUCUACAGUGCUGUGUGAUGACGGUGCUGUUGUUGAGCAUAUGUCUUGUGCCGCGGAAACGGAUGCUAACGCAGAACGGAAUCAAUUAGACGUUGAUAAUAAACUGGAUGUCACUGAGGUGACAAAUGAGUUACCGACGAUGAUGAACACUGUUCAAACCUCCUCUGCAUCAGGAGAUGGAAGGAUAAAUAUUGAUCCUACGUCAUGCUACUUAAGGUCUUCUGGAGACGAUGAAAUGUCAAAAUUGGAGAUCCCACCCUUGCAUAUUAUUUAUGGGUCAAAAACUUCUGUUGAUAAGUUAGCUUCACGGACUUCAUGGUAUCUGCUGAUCAGAGCAAGUGGUGGUGGAUUGGCGACUCGUCCCCACGAUAGAGAAUGUAGUCCUUGGAUAGGAUAUGACCAGUUUUGCGACGCGUUGUUCAUGUUCGUAUGGGUUAAUUGGGUAAGGUUUAUACUACCGUUAGGUCAUUCCACGAUAGAUAGGGGAAUCAAGGGCCUGAUGGGAAAGUAUAGGAACCUAGUUAACACGACAGGUCAUAUCCAUGUUGGAUGGCGGGUAGGCGUACUGCUGUAAGUCCUACACGUUAUUCCGGUGUGGAUUAGGGGAUAACAUGGGAACCCUAAAUAAGGUGUCAUUAACGCUUGCUGUUUUUGCAUGGAGGGAUUUUGCGGGCCGGUGUAGAAUUCUUUUUGAAUGUUUUGUGUUUUGGAAAAUCCCUCCAUGUUUACAUAUUUUUGCUAUGACAUGAUGGACCUUUUCUCUUGACAUUUUUGGUAUUUUAUUUGAUUCCAAUUUGAGAUUUUACCAUUGUAUGUUGUUAUUCUUUCCAUAUUUUGUACUUAUAUUGAAGUUUUUGUGUUUGCUUUUGAACUGUACAUAUAUUGUUUAAAUUUGAUAUAAUAUGGCUACCGCCACAUUUUUGGAUAGACGCGGUGGCUGCUGGACUUAGUGUCACUUAUUAGCUAUUGUAAUAGAUACUCUACGGAGUAAUUUAGUCCUGGAAGAAACAAAAAUACCAGACGUUUUCUCCUAGAAAUUUUGACCUUUUGAUUUGGCUGGGACCUGGAUCUAGGAGUAACGUACAGGAGUGUUUCUAUUGGACGCGAUUAGGACAGCCACCGGCGAAAUAAUUCUACAGUCUGGUAUUUGCUCUUCUUGCGUGAAUUAUACUUGGAAAUAUCCAUCGGAACGCAUAUAAUUUGGAUCUAUUUGGAUUAUUAAGAAUUACAAGGAAACAUUUGGAAUUUUAAUCGUUUAUCGUAAUUCUGAACUGAAUUUUGGAAUUAUUCUAUUUUGUAUCUGUUACCUUUCGUAUUGAAUCCCAUUUAUAAUGUCAAGCAGGAAGAAGGCAAACAGGAGGACGGUGGAAGAGCUCGACGGAUCACAGGGCUCUAGGCAAGUCGUUAACGAUAACCUUUUUAUGGGUAACCCACAUGUUAUGUCUGAUAUUUAUUAUUGUAAGUCAUCGAUAGAGGGUUUAGAAUUACCUAAGGUUGAACUCUCAUAUUUUGAUGGAAGGUCUCGCGACUAUUUUAAGUUCAUACGACAGAUAGAAUCGUUUAUAGAACCUCGAAUCAAGGAUGAUCAAGUGCGUUUAUUGUAUUUAAUUCAUUAUUGUAAGGGAAAAGCAAAAAAUGCGAUUGAAGGUUGUAUUAUUAUGGAUCCUCAAUCAGGAUAUAAGAGAGCUAAGGCCAUUCUAAAACAGCUCUUUGGACAGACGCAUGUAAUAGCGCGAGAAACCUUAGAGGACUUAUUUAGAACUGGGAAUGUAGAAUUUAAUGAUCCUGAAUCAUUGACGAACUUGGCCAUUAAAAUGCAGAAUGCUUCUUUAACUUUAGAACAGCUAAAUUGUACAGCUGAACUUAACUCUAUGGCUACUUUAGAACGAAUAGUAAGGCUCUUACCUCGUCGAAUGCAAGCCCAGUGGGCAGAGCUAGUAUUCAAG